Pogoniulus pusillus (Red-fronted tinkerbird) is the source of this 3062-nucleotide messenger RNA. RefSeq names its product p21 (RAC1) activated kinase 1 (gene PAK1). Gene Ontology annotation, molecular function: protein serine/threonine kinase activity; ATP binding. The coding region runs from base 328 to 1962 and encodes 544 amino acids. The record is from RefSeq and is a predicted model, not a curated record. NCBI's taxonomy places the organism in Eukaryota, Metazoa, Chordata, Aves, Piciformes, Lybiidae. Gene Ontology annotation, biological process: protein phosphorylation; regulation of MAPK cascade; regulation of actin cytoskeleton organization. Gene Ontology annotation, cellular component: cytoplasm. The transcript is spliced from 17 exons.
CGAUCUGCCGGUCGGGUGGGUAGCGCAGGCUCUCCGCAGGCAGGCGGCAGCAGCUAACAGAACCAGCCCUGUCCCGCAGCGCGGGGGGGUUUGGGCAGCUUACAGUGAAUAAUGGCAUUGAACAGGCAUGAAAUGUGGAGGAGGAAAAGGAUUUGAGCUGCUGCUGCUGCAGAAGGUGGAUUUUGGCCACAUCCCUGAGCUAUCUAAAUCAUGUUUGAACAUCCUUCAUGUUUGUGCCCAUUGCCUCUCAUCCUGUUGCUGGACACUGCCAAGAGAAGCCUGUUUGCAUCUUCACACCUCCAACAGUAACGGCCUCCCCAGCUGAAGAUGUCUAACAAUGGAGUGGAAGCAGAAGACAAACCACCUGCUCCUCCCAUGAGAAAUACCAGCACCAUGAUUGGAUCAGGAAGCAAAGAUGCUGGGACCCUGAACCAUGGCUCCAAACCUUUGCCCCCCAACCCAGAGGAAAAGAAGAGGAAGGAUCGAUUUUACCGAGCCAUUUUGCCAGGAGACAAAGCCAACAAGAAGAAAGAGAAGGAGCGGCCAGAGAUCUCCCUGCCCUCGGACUUCGAGCACACCAUUCACGUGGGCUUCGAUGCAGUCACAGGAGAGUUCACGGGGAUGCCAGAGCAAUGGGCACGUUUGCUGCAGACUUCCAACAUCACCAAGUCGGAGCAGAAGAAGAACCCUCAGGCAGUGCUGGACGUGCUGGAGUUUUACAACUCCAAGAAGAUCUCCAACAGCCAGAAGUACAUGAGUUUCACAGAUAAGUCAACAGAGGAUUACAAUUCAUCAAACACUCUGAAUGUGAAAUCUGUCUCUGAGACCCCUGCAGUGCCCUCGGUGUCGGAAGAUGAGGAUGAUGAAGAUGAUGCAGCUCCACCCCCUGUGAUAGCUCCACGACCUGAGCACACAAAAUCUAUCUACACUCGCUCUGUGAUCGAUCCCCUUCCUCCUCCCACCAGAGAUGUGGCCACCUCUCCUAUCUCCUCUCCCUCUGAAAACAGCACAGCAGCUCCUGACAUGGUGGUCAGGAACACAGAGAAGCAGAAGAAAAAGCCCAAAAUGUCAGAUGAGGAGAUCCUGGAGAAAUUAAGAAGCAUUGUGAGUGUGGGAGACCCAAAAAAGAAGUACACCUGCUUUGAGAAGAUUGGACAAGGAGCCUCAGGUACAGUGUACACAGCAAUGGACGUAGCUACAGGACAGGAGGUUGCCAUCAAACAGAUGAAUUUGCAGCAGCAGCCCAAAAAAGAGCUGAUUAUAAAUGAAAUCCUUGUGAUGAGGGAAAACAAAAACACCAACAUUGUCAACUACUUGGACAGUUACCUUGUAGGAGAAGAGCUCUGGGUGGUCAUGGAGUACCUGGCUGGAGGCUCCCUGACAGACGUGGUGACGGAGACCUGCAUGGACGAAGGGCAGAUCGCGGCUGUGUGCCGGGAGUGUCUCCAAGCUCUGGAAUUCCUCCACUCAAACCAAGUUAUCCACAGAGACAUCAAGAGUGACAACAUCCUGCUGGGAAUGGAUGGCUCUGUCAAACUAACUGACUUUGGCUUCUGUGCCCAGAUCACUCCUGAGCAGAGCAAACGCAGCACCAUGGUGGGCACCCCCUACUGGAUGGCACCUGAGGUGGUGACAAGGAAAGCUUAUGGGCCCAAAGUGGACAUCUGGUCCUUGGGGAUCAUGGCCAUCGAGAUGAUCGAAGGAGAGCCUCCCUACCUCAAUGAGAACCCCCUGAGAGCCCUCUACCUGAUUGCUACUAAUGGGACUCCAGAGCUGCAGAACCCAGAGAAGCUUUCACCCAUAUUCAGAGACUUCCUAAACCGCUGCCUGGAAAUGGACGUGGAAAAGAGAGGCUCUGCCAAAGAGCUGCUCCAGCACCAGUUCCUGAAGAUUGCCAAGCCUCUGUCUAGUCUCACUCCUCUGAUUCUUGCAGCUAAAGAGGCAGCCAAGAACAACCAUUAGGGUGCUGAAGCCUACAUGCUUGCCGUGCCCACGCUGUCAGAUGUUCAUUCACACACUGAGUUGCCUGAACCCUUCUGCUCCUCCUUCACAGGGCUGCCCUUUAGACUUUGGCCUGCCCUGGAGGGCACAGAGGUGUUGCUGGCUGGAGGAGGCAGGGCAGGCAGCAGCGAUGUCGCUGCUCUUACCCAGCUGCCGUUCCCAUCCUCCUGGUGGGGGUGAGAGGGGGAAGCUUCCCAGGGCUGAGAAGAGCCUUCUGAGGACGUCUGAACCCGACCUCCACGGAGCAAAGCCAAGUCUCUUGUCAUACUUCUUACUGUGUUUCCUCUUCGAAGUGAUGUGGAGCCUUAGGCCAUGUUUAUCUUCAUGAAUUAAGUCUUGGACUGCUUCUGGCAAGCUGCUCUUAGGCCACCGAGGCUGCUCUGUGCUGUGGAUGACUCCAGGAGGGAAGGAAGCAGGCAGCAGACGUGUGAGCAGCUGUGACAACUGACAGGGGAGUCAGGCUGUGAGCACUCAUCUCCUGCAGGGCUGCUGGAUGCUUGCAGGGAGCGUGAAGAAGGCUUCUGUGUGCUUCCUGCAGCUUCUGGAGGGCUUCGUGGAUGAUCCUUUUGCCAGAGUAUGUGGACCUGGGGGGACUCCUCCUCUCCUUUUAGCUUCGACUCAGCUAGUUUAAACAAAGCCCAGACGUUGCUGAUGUUCUAGAGGGUGAAUCACAGGGGGGAAGAAAAUGGCAGAGGGCUCUUUUAGGGUUCCUUGAUCAGUGCUGUGAAGCUUCUUAGAGACCCUUACCCUGUGUGAUAAAGCAAACAGAGCAAUGACCCUUGUAAAGAUGAGAUUUGCCUGCCAAGUGAUGUUGAAAACUCUACUUAAGAGUGAGUCCAAUGGGAAACAAACUGAUCCUGGAUGCUGCUUUCUUCUUGGAGACCUGGGGAAGGUUCCUUUGUGGCAUUGAUGGUGGUUUCUUUAUGCUACUGAUUCCUUUGGUUGCUCAUAGUCUGUACAAAGAGCAGGGGACCUGGAACUGCUGGAGGGGUUGGUUUUAAACACUGGGCUUGUGUUCAGCUCUACACUGACUUUGAAUAAAGUGACUGCUGCCUUUCUUA